UUGUGUUCUACUUCUCAACACGGAGCUGCAUGCAGAUGUUUGCCAUGGUGGAUGGUAUGUUCCUAUGGAGGCGGUCAGCUGCUUGUAUCGCAGCAUCACUGUGAGAGAGCCCGCCGACAUUCCUCCGGAAACCGUCCCGUUGAUUCACACAGCUGUGCGGGACGAGAUGUUCGCGUCGGGGGACCAAACGGUGAUCGGCGGCCCGCUGGGGGACUUCAGGCAGCUGACUCGUCUCUACUGCAGGAAUGGCGGACAUCACCUGCAGAUCGCGGCCGAUGGAGCGGUGCAGGGACAGAGGGACGAGGGGGACGUGCACACUGUGUUAAAGCUCAAAGCGGUGGAUAAAGGCGUGGUCGUCAUCCAGGGAACACAAGCCGGGCGAUAUUUGGCCAUGAGCGACGAGGGCCGAUUGUACAGCUCACCCAUAGUGACUGAUGAAUGUUACUUCCUGGAGAAGCUGGAGGAGAACCACUACAACACCUAUGCAAGUCAGAAAUAUCAGGAGAGGAACUGGUAUGUUGCCCUGAAGAAGAACGGACGACCUAAACUGGGCCCGAGGACUCACAUCGGACAGAAGGCCGUCUUCUUUCUGCCCCGACGGCUCGGCGACGCCGCCGAGUGGAAACAGAUGGGACAUCAAGAAAUUGUGUGAAGAUGGUAGCAGAUGUACAUUGCAACAAAGAAGCGUCACGUUUUUCUGUCCAAUGACGCCGCUUUAGUAGGAAACAGGUCUUUUUGCUGAGGAGAAAAAGAAACUUGAUAAUAUAAUAAAUGAUUGUGACGUAAUGGUUCUCACACCGAGGAGAACUCUGGGUGCUUCUCAAGGUCAGCCCAGGGGCAGCAGCCAAUCACCCUUGCUUAGAUAAGCAUUUUGAAUUUUCUCCUCAUAUAUUGCACUAAUCUCUGUAACCAAUGGCUGGGAGGAUGUUGUCGACUUGUUGGACUUUUGUGCAGCCAAAGCUUUGUCUUAGCAGAUUAGAAGAGAAAGUAUCACCUAUACGCCUCCUGAGCUACUCGCUUCUCUUCAUGACAAAAUAAUAAUUUCAUAUUUACCUUUUGCUUUUACCAGGUGUGUAAACAGACCCAGGUCCACAAUACUAUAAUCUGUAACAAUCUAGAAAACUCAUACCUGAUGCAUUAAAAGUGAUGUUUAUUUAA
Molecule: messenger RNA, 1158 nt
Organism: Pungitius pungitius (ninespine stickleback)
Lineage: Eukaryota; Metazoa; Chordata; Actinopteri; Perciformes; Gasterosteidae
Gene: fgf1a
Product: fibroblast growth factor 1a
Exons: 4
Coding region: 65-652 (195 amino acids)
Biological process (GO): positive regulation of transcription by RNA polymerase II; lung development; positive regulation of MAP kinase activity
Cellular component (GO): nucleus; cytoplasm
Molecular function (GO): fibroblast growth factor receptor binding; growth factor activity
Source: RefSeq, a predicted model, not a curated record